This is a messenger RNA of Drosophila melanogaster (fruit fly), 3777 nucleotides long. RefSeq names its product MLF1-adaptor molecule (gene Madm). Gene Ontology annotation, molecular function: ATP binding. The transcript is spliced from 2 exons. The record is from RefSeq and is marked reviewed. Gene Ontology annotation, cellular component: cell cortex. The coding region runs from base 476 to 2389 and encodes 637 amino acids. Lineage: Eukaryota; Metazoa; Arthropoda; Insecta; Diptera; Drosophilidae.
CUAUCGAUAAGCCAGAGGCAUCGAUUUGCUCACAUUUCUUGGGUGUUUUAGCGUGAAAAAAACGCCUAAAUAAACGAAUCGGCAGCGUGUCAGGCCAGAAAGUGCAACAAACGGAUCGCAGUUCGCGACGCAGUCGAGGAUUGGAACAGAAGACGCCGUCGAAGGUGCCGAAAAACGUCCCAGCAACCGCCAGCCGUCGCAGCGGAGUGUUUACUGGGCGAGGGGUGCAGUGGAUGAGCUGUGUGGGCGCGUGCGUGUGUAUGUGUGCGCCAGUGAGUGGGGCAGAGGCAGCGGCAGAGGAGCAGCGGCGGAUGUAGCUCGUUGCCCGGACCCCGUAGUGGAUACCACGAAAAGCUAGCGCAAACGUAGGCAGUCCAACAAAGAAAAUAAACACUGGAAACCGAAGACGACGAGGCCUUCUGGAACUGGAACAGCACUGCUCAACAGCCGCAGCCGCGUCGGUGACCGCACCCUAAUGUCAAAUAGCCAAGCGAAUGCCGGCAUCAGCGGUAGCACGGUAGCGGAUGAACCCAUCCAGCACCACCCUUCCUUGGCGGCCGGCCCCGUAAGUGCAUCCUGCCCAGCAGCGACCCCGCCGUCGCAGUCGACGCAGCAGCCCCCGCCGCACAUAGUUAGUGCCUCAACAGCUGAUGCGGGCAGCAGCGCUGCGGUCGGCGUCGGCGUCGUAGCUGGCAGCGAGGGCGUCAAUCUGGACUCGUCGCCACGCGAGUCCGGGGACGAUUCGGAGGAUGAGAGCGAGAUUUUGGAGGAGUCGCCAUGUGGACGCUGGCUGAAGCGACGCGAGGAGGUGGAUCAGCGUGACGUACCCGGUAUUGACUGCGUCCAUCUGGCCAUGGACACCGAGGAGGGCGUAGAGGUCGUGUGGAAUGAGGUGCAAUAUGCCAGCCUACAGGAGCUGAAGUCGCAGGAGGAGAAGAUGCGGCAGGUGUUCGACAAUCUGCUGCAGCUGGACCACCAAAACAUUGUCAAGUUCCACCGCUACUGGACGGACACGCAGCAGGCCGAGCGACCCAGGGUGGUCUUUAUCACCGAGUACAUGUCGAGCGGAUCGCUGAAACAGUUCCUCAAGCGCACCAAGCGCAACGCCAAGCGGCUACCGCUGGAGUCGUGGCGCCGGUGGUGCACUCAGAUUUUGUCCGCACUCAGCUAUUUGCAUUCCUGCUCGCCGCCCAUCAUCCACGGCAAUUUAACCUGUGAUAGCAUCUUCAUCCAGCACAACGGCCUGGUCAAGAUCGGCUCGGUGGUCCCGGACGCGGUCCACUACAGCGUCCGGCGCGGCCGAGAGCGGGAGCGUGAACGCGAACGAGGCGCCCACUACUUCCAGGCGCCCGAGUACGGCGCCGCCGACCAGUUGACCGCCGCCCUCGACAUCUACGCCUUCGGGAUGUGUGCCCUGGAGAUGGCCGCCCUGGAAAUCCAGCCCAGUAACAGCGAGUCAACUGCCAUCAACGAGGAGACCAUCCAGCGCACAAUCUUUAGCCUGGAAAACGAUCUGCAGCGCGACCUGAUACGAAAGUGUCUCAACCCGCAGCCGCAGGACCGACCCAGCGCCAAUGAUCUGCUCUUUCACCCAUUGCUUUUCGAGGUGCACUCCCUCAAACUGCUGACUGCCCAUUGCCUGGUCUUCUCGCCCGCCAACCGCACUAUGUUCUCGGAAACCGCCUUCGACGGCCUCAUGCAGCGAUACUACCAGCCGGACGUGGUUAUGGCCCAGCUGCGGCUGGCCGGCGGCCAGGAGCGGCAGUACCGACUCGCAGACGUUUCAGGCGCCGAUAAGCUGGAAAAGUUCGUCGAGGACGUGAAGUAUGGUGUGUAUCCGCUAAUUACGUACAGCGGCAAGAAGCCGCCCAACUUCCGUUCCCGGGCCGCCUCCCCGGAACGGGCUGACUCCGUAAAAUCGGCCACGCCGGAGCCUGUGGACACGGAGUCGCGGCGCAUCGUUAACAUGAUGUGCAGCGUUAAAAUCAAAGAGGAUAGCAAUGACAUAACCAUGACAAUACUGCUGCGCAUGGACGACAAGAUGAACCGCCAACUGACAUGCCAGGUGAACGAGAACGAUACGGCGGCGGAUCUCACCAGCGAACUGGUGCGCCUCGGUUUCGUCCACCUCGACGACCAGGACAAGAUCCAGGUGCUGCUGGAGGAAACGCUUAAAGCGGGCGUUAUGAGCGACGGUGCCGGGGCAGAGAGCUCCGGUGCGGGGGUGACGACCACGGCGACCAUGGCGGCCUUGGAGCAGCUGGAGCGCAACUGGUCGAUAUCCUCGGAUGCAGACAAGCAGGGCACUGCCGUGAUGUAUGUACCGCAGGAGCAGCAGAACGCGGACGGGGACGUCGACGUAGAACACUCGGGCACGACGAGCAAUUGAAAGUAUCAGCUUAGUAUUCAGGGCAUGCCGGCGCGUAUUGUUUUUAUUAUAUUGGGAAAUUACACAUUACGAUUUUAUUAAUACUAUUAUUUGUUAUUUUUAUAUAUAUACCUAUAUAUAUGUGUAUAUGUAUGUAUGUAUUUGAAAUAAUAUUUAUGUAUGUAUGUAUCAUAAACGAUGUUGAACCAGGCUUCCAGGCUAAAGAUUUCGAUGACGUGGGACACGCGGCAGACAAAGGUGGGUCGCCUCUCGCGAGCACGAUGAACAUUCAAAAUCGCAGGAACACUUAGCGACAUGUCUUAGAGAAACUAUAAGUACAGUAUAAUUCGCUUAGCUGCAUCGAUAGUUAGCUGCAUCGGCAAGAUAUCUGCAUUAUUUUUCCAUUUUUUUGUGUGAAUAGAAAAUAGAAAAUAGAAAAAAAAAAAUUAAGUUAGCUGCAUUUUUAAGUUACCUGCAUCGAGGCAUUGUGCAAAGUACUCGAGGCAGCUAAGCGAAUUAUACUGUAUAACAAUAAUUUAGCUCGAAAUCGUACGCGGAAAGUACCAAACAUGGUUCAAAACGAUUCGUUUGUUUCCAUGCCUGCUAAAAACAAUGUUAUUAGUCCUUUAGUUUCUUUGGUAAAUUUGCUAGGAAUUGUUUCGACUCAUGUCCCAAUUGAAACCUCGAUCCACUGCGACACCUCGACACAAACUUUUGAAAAAAGCUGCUAGCGAGCUUGACAAAAACCAAAGCAUUCGCUUAGCACAACUCUGAAACGAGCACGAAUGGAAUUCGCAGCUCCGACUAGCUGCGGCUAGACAAGAUUCGAAUACGAAAACCCAGACACAUUAGAUUUCGAUAAACGAACAUCUGGACGCCAAUGUAAGGAUCAUUUUUUCUAGGACAUUAUCAAAUUUCAUAAGCUAGCCAUGUCGCGAGAACAAACCCUAAAACCGCUGUGGAAUGUAUUUAAAUGUAUUACAAAUAUAAACAAAUACGCAAGGCCACGAAAAAUAAUAACUAAAUUAUUAAACUAAAAACUAUGAAAACACAAGCAGAGCAUGCAACAAAAAAAUACACAACAGACAUAGCUACACUACUAUUAAACAAAUAAAGAUGGCAACCAGCUGACUAAAUACAAAGUCUUUUUCUUUGUUUUCUAAGCUAGUCGAGUUAAAUUAGAAUAGGGGCAGAUAAUCAGAUUUUAGUUUUCUUUUGAUUUAUUAUUUUCUGAGAAUGUGCUAAAGCUAUAUUGAAAUUAAAUCCCGUAAGGUGACAAAAAGCCAUUUAAGACCCACGGACAUAUGAAUUACUCACCAUUUCAAAUUUGUUUUUACGAGGUGUACGGAUUAUGAGCGGAGUCACCCGGUGCUUCAGCUGUCUUAACAGCGGAUUAACAUUUUAUAUAU